AUGAUGUUCACACAAGCCCCGCCUCCAGCCGUAUGGGCGGGGCAUUCUCACGCCAGGACACCGGUUGAGUCAUCGCUGCCGGAGAUCGAUCGCAGUGCCAUUCACUGUGUGUUUUGCUGUGUGGUGAACGUUUCGAUGCAAAUUCGAAUUCGAAGCAGACGAUUUCUCCGAACGAAGCAGCGUCGGAAGGAAGUGUUCACGGUCCACAUCUACCGUGUGCUGAAGCGAAUCCACCCCACCAUUGGAAUAACGCGUGACGCGAUGUCAUUCAUGGACUACUUCGUUGUCGGUGCGUUCAAGCUGCUUGCCGCUGAGGCUGCACGUCUUGCAAGAAACUUUGGUGGAGGAAAAAUUACUAUCAGUGAGAUCCAGACUGCUGUUUGGUUGAUGCUUUCUCCAGAAAUCGCGAAGAACGCUGUCUCUGAGGGGAAAAAAGCUGUUACAAUGUACUCUAGUCAGGAAUAA
This is a messenger RNA of Necator americanus (New World hookworm), 465 nucleotides long. RefSeq lists its product as uncharacterized. Gene Ontology annotation, molecular function: DNA binding; protein heterodimerization activity; structural constituent of chromatin. The transcript has a single exon. The record is from RefSeq and is a predicted model, not a curated record. Gene Ontology annotation, cellular component: nucleosome. Bases 1 to 465 code for a protein of 154 amino acids. NCBI's taxonomy places the organism in Eukaryota, Metazoa, Nematoda, Chromadorea, Rhabditida, Ancylostomatidae.